AUGGGGUUUAUAUUUUCAAAAUCUAUGAAUGAAAACCUGAAAAAUCAGCAGGAAUUCAUGCUUAUGAAUGCACGGCUUCAGCUAGAAAGACAGCUCCUCAUGCAGAAUGAGAUGAGAGAGAGACAAAUGGCUAUGCAAAUUGCUUGGUCUCGAGAAUUCCUCAAAUACUUUGGCACUUUCUUUGGCAUUGCAACCAUCUCUUUAACAGCUGGAGCGAUAAAACGAAAAAAGCCAGCCUUCCUCUUUCCUAUUGUCCCAUUAAGCUUUAUCUUCACCUACCAGUAUGACUUGGGCUAUGGAACACUCCUACAAAGAAUGAAAGGUGAAGCUGAAGACAUAUUGGAAACAGAAAAGACUAAGUUGCAGCUUCCCAAAGGAAUGAUCACUUUCGACAGCCUUGAAAAGGCCAGAAGAGAACAGAGUAGAUUCUUCAUAGACAAAUGAAGCCCUGUGUACACACUGCUUCGCCAAGCCAGCAUAUAUUACAGUUUUUACAGUUUUGUUUUGUUUCUUUUUUUCAGUGCUCAACAUUUUGAUAGAAGGGAUUUUAUAUUAAAAUAUUAAAAUACAAGCUCUGAGUUCAGUUGAACUGCUUCAAAUUAAAAUUUGUAACUUUCAACACAAAAUUUGUGAGUGCACUCUAAACACCUUUCAGAUUUCCUCUGUGUGUUUUGGAAUAAUGACCUGAGUGAAAAAUUAAUAAAUUUUCUCAUUUGGAACUCCCAGAGUGCCCUACAAA
This is a messenger RNA of Perognathus longimembris pacificus (Pacific pocket mouse), 739 nucleotides long. RefSeq names its product plasminogen receptor with a C-terminal lysine (gene Plgrkt). Gene Ontology annotation, cellular component: plasma membrane. Bases 1 to 444 code for a protein of 147 amino acids. NCBI's taxonomy places the organism in Eukaryota, Metazoa, Chordata, Mammalia, Rodentia, Heteromyidae. The transcript has 4 exons. The record is from RefSeq and is a predicted model, not a curated record. Gene Ontology annotation, biological process: positive regulation of plasminogen activation.